This is a messenger RNA of Aspergillus japonicus CBS 114.51, 579 nucleotides long. RefSeq lists its product as uncharacterized. Bases 55 to 384 code for a protein of 109 amino acids. The transcript has a single exon. Lineage: Eukaryota; Fungi; Ascomycota; Eurotiomycetes; Eurotiales; Aspergillaceae. The record is from RefSeq and is a predicted model, not a curated record.
UACUAUACGAUUCUAAUUAUAUGCUUAUAAAUUAAGAACAAGCAGUCCGACGUUAUGAAGCAAAUUAGGCGGUGUUCGAAAAUAGUAACCACCUCACUAAUGAUUAUACCACUGACCCUAAUAGUGCCUGCAGAGGAGUAUUCCGUACUCAAUUACCACUCCCACUACCCACGGAGUAGUCCUCUCACUUGGAAUACCACCAAAGGUUCUUUUACAUCGUCUAUGGCGAUAGUCAAUAGUCAAAAUUGCCGAGAACCGGCGCUUUGCCACUCACCCCACAGAGGCGAUAUUAAUGGCAGACAUAUGCACCGAAAUCAAUUUUGGCUCUUCUUGCUGAGUGCUGAAGGUUUCCCAGGAAUAUCGAGAAUUAAAUGGGGUACGUAAGUACGUGGUCCGGCGGCUCCAAGUGUUCACACCAACCUGUUUUGAGUCAAUCACUCCGGCUGUGCGCUGUCUGUGCCAGUGUGUCCAUCACCCAUAAAAAUAUUGUCAAGCUGCUCAUCAAGCCUGGACCAGGCUGCUAUCAUUUUCGGGCCACUGGCAGACUGGUUCGGCAUCCCGAUUUGAUGCGGUCUACAG